AUGGCGACCUCGACAACUACCGCCGUUGAGCUCCUCCAGCUUCCCGUACAGACAAAUCGGUUUCAUAACAAUGCCAACAGCGAUGAUUCUCAGAAUGCCACGUCUGAUGAUGUGCUGGAGGCAUCUCGUUUAGCGGACUCUGUUGUGCCGGAUGGAGGCUAUGGUUGGGUCGUCGUUGGUUCUUGUGCUAUCAUUUCGUGGUGGUUUGUCGGGAUGGGAUACAGCUGGGGAGUGAUUCAAGGAGCUCUCGUGGAAAAGGGCCUUUCAACACCAGCAACUUUGUCAUAUGUCGGUUCCCUCGCCGUCGCCCUCAUCUCAUGCAUGGCCAUCCUCAACGCCCGCAUCAUCCGAGCCAUUGGCGCCCAACGAACCGCCAUGCUGGGAAUCCUCCUCCUCGGCAUAUCCGAAAUCAUCAGCAGCUUCACAGUGUCUAACCUCGCGGGCUUAUUCAUCACUUCCGGCGUCACCGUAGGCCUGGGCAUGAGCCUCUGCUUCAUGGCUGUGUCUGCUACACCGGCACAAUAUUUCAGCAAGAAGAGGGGGCUGGCAAACGGCAUUGUUUUUGCAGGAGGAGGCCUGGGUGGAGCGACGACGAGCUUCCUCCUUGAUGCUGUAAUUCAGCGACUUGGAACACCAUGGGCGUAUCGCAUUCUUGGAUUCGUAACGCUGGCAACUGGUCUUCCUGCGGCGUGGCUGGUCAAGGAGCGAUCGCCAGUCAAGACUGCGUCCUUUGUUGAAUGGCGCCUUUUCCGUGAUCUUGGAUUCGUCAUCAUCUUCGCUGCCGGUGCGAUUGCAACGUUUCCUCUCCUCGUCCCUCCCUUCUUCAUCCCUCUAUACAGCAGAUCAGUCGGGCUAUCAUCAUCUACCGGAGCUGGUCUCCUGGCUGGCUUCAACCUCUCAUCGGCUGCAGGAAGGAUUCUCUGCGGUUUCUUCUGUGACAAGUUCGGGGCGCUCAAUGUCUUAUUCUGCUCCCUAUUGAUCAAUGCCGUCACCAUGUUGGCACUGUGGCCUGCUUCCACGACUCUGGCUCCUUUGACUGUCUUCGUCGUUCUUAACGGUGCGGCGAACGGAGGCUUCUUUUCCACCAUGCCCACCGUGGUCGGCAAUGUCUUUGGAUCUCAGAGAGUGUCUGUGGCCAUGGCCAUGAUUGUCACAGGCUGGGGCGGCGGGUAUCUGAUGGGGUCUCCGAUUGCUGGAUACCUGCUGGACGCCUAUGGCGGAACAGGCAGCGGAUUCCAGGCGUACAGGCCUGCCAUCACAUAUGCGGGCUGCAUGGGCCUUGGAGCUACGGGUCUGGUGGCAUUUGCCCGAUUGCGGAAGAAUCGCUCGCUGAUUGCAAAAGUUUGA
Molecule: messenger RNA, 1347 nt
Organism: Trichoderma citrinoviride
Lineage: Eukaryota; Fungi; Ascomycota; Sordariomycetes; Hypocreales; Hypocreaceae
Product: MFS general substrate transporter
Exons: 4
Coding region: 1-1347 (448 amino acids)
Biological process (GO): transmembrane transport
Cellular component (GO): fungal-type vacuole membrane
Molecular function (GO): transmembrane transporter activity
Source: RefSeq, a predicted model, not a curated record